CGCGAGGAGAGCGCCGGUGAGAGGCGGCUCCUGGGUCGGCCGCGGCUCUACCUAUGGCCGCACGUUUAGGCAGUGGCGGCGUUCGAGACGGCCUGGACUGAUCUGUGGAGCCGCGAAGGGCCCACCUUGACCGAGGGACGUAACAAACACUGCGGGCAGUGUUUGAGGAUGGCGCUGAACAAUGUGUCCCUGUCCGCCGGCGAUCAAAGGACCAGGGUGGCCUACCGCGCGUCCCACGGCGACCUCAGCCCGUCGGCCUUAGCGCUGGCGAUGGUCUCCGGAGACAGCUUCCUCGUUGCCAGGCCCGAGGCUAUUCUUUCAGGACCCACUCCUCGUCAGGCCCUGCGGCCGAGCGUUCGUACCGAGAGCGGUCGGACGAGUGUGGGCGGCCGGGGCCCGACCCGCUUUAUAAAGGGAAGGGAACCUGGUGGACAGAACCGGGGCAGCCAUACCAGAUUCUCACCGUAUCCGACCCCCGGGCUUAAAUUGGAUCUCCUGAGGAGCCUGCUGCAACAGCGGCUGAUUGCCAUUGGAAGUGUUAUCGCAGCCCGCCUUUCGGCUUAAUACCCCCCUCUGCCCCUCGACUCGCUUGUAAACGAGGGCCUCCCUAAAAUCCUUCCUUGGUGCCUUGGCAGUCUUAUUUUCAGAGGGAUGUAUUUUCGUUUUAAUAUAAAAACACGUAGGAGUCAGGUUAAUACGGCUUAGUACAGAGGAAGAUUCUUACCGCUGAAUUCCGAUGGUUUGGGGCGGCCAGAGUGAUUAAAUCAGGAAGGAGGUAGAAGAGAUUUUCUUCUUAGUCACAAAGCUGAACCACCCUUCCCAGAGGUCUGCAAUCAUUUUUCACCCCUGGUGCGCUCCAUCCCAGCAAUGGACCCAAAUUUCUCUGCUUUCCACAAACCUUCUCUCCCACCCUGGCAGAUUCUCCUACCUUGAGACUUGUAAUUGGAAACAGCCUACGCCUCUACCCCAGACUAUUGCCGUUACGUUUACUUCUGUUGCUGAAAAGGAAAUGCUUCUUUUUACUCCCCUGGCUUAUACUUCCAUAGGGCCUGAGGCUUAUCCAGUCCUCUUGCCUUUAACCCUUUUCCAUCUCCCUCCACUUUUUCUUCAGGAAUAUCUGCAAAGUCCAGUCGCAGUCAUAACCAAAAACAAAAGCAAACCUAAACUUUGCUGCUUUUUCACAUUAUUAAGCUAGUUUCACUUCUUUUUUUGCCAAAGGCUCCAAAUGAGUUUUUUACAUUUCUAUUUGUCAUUUUAUUAUUAGCAUUCAAUCCCAGUUUCCUUAAUCUGAGUCUGUUGUCCCGAAAUAGAAUGGUGGAUAAUUUAGGCUUACAGUCUCCUGUUAGGAAGCGGUUCAUCAAUUCACUGUAGCAUCUUCCCCAAAUGUUCUUGUUUAUUUUUAUUCAUUCACCAUUCAACAGUAUUUGAAGAUCUUCCCAGUGGUGAGCACUGUGGAUAAACUACAGUCAAGGAAUGUUUUUCUAGAUAGGGAGGCUAAUAAAUCAAUAGGUAAUCACCACACUGGACUGUUCAUUAGGUGCAGUGAUAACAAUAGCAUUGGUUGCAGUGGCUCUCCAUGACACUGUACUAUCCUGGUUCUACCUGGCUGAUCACUCCUUAUUUUCUGAUAUUUUUAUUCUCUUAACCAUAUAUUUCCUAAGGUUUAAAGGGUGGUAUGGGGAGAAAAUUAGUGGGGUUUUUUAAGUGCCAACUCUGUAAGCAGGUAGACUAGCUUUUUCCCAGUGCACUCUUAUGUAUAAUUAUGAUCAGGUAAAGCAAAAUUACCACAUACCACACAGUACUGAAUUGUUAGAACCACAUCUGAAGAAGAAUGUUGGUAAAUCCCAAGAGCUUCCAUAAGAGAGUGAUUAAUAUGGUGAGAGAUCUGGAAACCAGGUCAUAGAAAAAAAUGGUUGAAAGGAUAAUAACAGCUACGUUUUAUUGAGUGCUAUGUGUAAGGCAAUGUUGUAGAGGUUUUUAUUCAUUAUUUAU
Zalophus californianus (California sea lion) is the source of this 1992-nucleotide messenger RNA. RefSeq names its product chromosome 11 C11orf71 homolog (gene C11H11orf71). NCBI's taxonomy places the organism in Eukaryota, Metazoa, Chordata, Mammalia, Carnivora, Otariidae. Gene Ontology annotation, cellular component: nucleus. The transcript is spliced from 2 exons. Bases 169 to 564 code for a protein of 131 amino acids. The record is from RefSeq and is a predicted model, not a curated record.